Megalops cyprinoides (Indo-Pacific tarpon) is the source of this 693-nucleotide messenger RNA. Its product is annotated as regulator of G-protein signaling 5-like. The coding region runs from base 1 to 693 and encodes 230 amino acids. The transcript has 6 exons. The record is from RefSeq and is a predicted model, not a curated record. NCBI's taxonomy places the organism in Eukaryota, Metazoa, Chordata, Actinopteri, Elopiformes, Megalopidae.
AUGUGCCGAGGGCUAGCAUCUCUACCAACCACAUGUCUGGAGAGAGCAAAAGGACUUAAAGCUCGUUUUGGCUGUUUGUUCAAGAAGCCAGAUGCUUCUCACAAAAUGGACAAACUGAGGAUUACCCCAGAAGAAUCCUCUAAAUGGAGAGAGUCUUUCGACAAGCUCCUGGCGAACAAAUAUGGACUCCAGGCUUUCAGAGCCUUCUUAGUGUCAGAGUUCAGUGAAGAGAAUAUUGCCUUCUACCUGGCCUGCGAGGAUUACAGAAGCACUACAUCUACUGACAAGCUGUCAGUCGAAGCAAAGAAAAUCUACACGGAAUUCAUUGGGACUGAUGCGCCUAAAGAGGUCAACAUUGACCAUGAGACCCGAGCAAUCACCAAAAGGAACCUGGAGUGCGCCACAGUGUCCUGCUUUGACCUGGCACAGAGCAAAAUCUACUCCCUCAUGGAGAAGGAUUGCUACCCCCGCUUCCUGCAGUCAGCAGCCUACCAGGAGCUGAACAGGCUUCUGGCCAGCCAGCAGUGUGGCAGCAUCAAUGAAAGGACCCGGAAAUGGGCACAUUACGUUCUUGGGGCUAAAGAGAUCAAGACUACAUUGGGUACUCUGCUUCAGAAGCCAGAGAAUGCCAUAGAUCUGAUCAUCCCCUACCCUGAGAAGCAAGAGAAGAAGCCAGAGAAACCUCAGAAGUAA